UGUGUGGGGCUCGUCCUGGGGCUGAAGAGGGCUGGUGUCCGGGCGGGCGAUGGCGGGGGCCGCAACGGGCGGUAGAGGCGGAGGUGCCUGGGGUCCGGGUCGUGGAGGGGCCGGGGGGCUCCGGCGGGGCUGCUCUCCACCAGCGCCUUCCGGCUCCCCCCGGGCUGGGCUGCAGCCUCUCAGGGCUACGGUCCCAUUCCAGCUGCAGCAGCCGUCUCAGCGCCGGGACGGGGGUGGCCGCGCAGGGAUUGAACUCAGGACCCUGCACUUGCCAGCCAGCGUCCCGUGCUCCGUGGCCUCAGAAAAGUCAGCGUGUAGGCCUCAGCCGCCCCAGGUCCGGCGCACGUUCUCCCUGGACACCAUCCUCAGCUCCUACCUUCUGGGCCAGUGGCCACGAGAAGCCGAUGGGGCCUUCACCUGCUGUACCAAUGACAAAGCCACCCAGACACCCUUGUCCUGGCAAGAGCCGGAAGGUGAGCGGGCCACCUCCUGCACACACAAGCGCUCGGCGUCCUGGGGCAGCACAGACCACCGGAAAGAGGUCACCAAGUUGAAGCAGCAGCUGCAGCGGACAAAGCUGAGCCGCAGCGGGAAAGAGAAAGAGAGGGGCUCCCCACUUCAAGGGGACCACGCGUUGCGGGGGGCACUGAGGGCGUCCCCUCCUAGCUUCCCCAUGGGGUCCCCAUUCCUGCGACUCAGCCCCUGCCUGCACAGGAGCCUGGAGGGGCUCAACCAAGAGCUGGAGGAGGUGUUCGUGAAGGAGCAGGGAGAAGAGGAGCUGCUGCGGAUCCUUGAGGUCCCCGAUGGGCACCGUGCCCCGGCUCCUCCCCAGAAUGGCAGCUGUGAUCAUCCCCUCCUCCUGCUGGAGCCAGGCAACCCUGCUGGCUCUCCCUCCAUGCUGCUGGCAUCCCCCCAGCCCUCUGGUAGGGCCAGCCAUGAGGACCACCGGGGUGCCAUUGAGGAGCUGGCAUCCGUCCCCAAUGACAAAGCCUUUUCCCCGGGCCACCCGGCCUCCCUGGAAGACGGCAGCCCAUCUCCGGUCCUCGCCUUUGCCGCCUCCCCUCAGCCCAACCACAGCUACGUCUUCAAGCGGGAGCCCCCAGAGGGCUGUGAGCGAGUGCGUGUGUUUGAAGAGGCAACGUCCCCAGGUCCUGACCUGGCCUUCCUGACUUCCUGUCCUGACAAGAACAAAGUCCAUUUCAACCCGACCGGCUCAGCCUUCUGCCCUGUCAGCUUGAUGAAGCCCCUCUUCCCCAGCGUGGGCUUCAUCUUCCGGAACUGCCCCUCCAGCCCGGGCUCUCCCCUUCCCCCUGCCAGCCCCAGAGCACCAGCACGGAAGGAUCCAGAGGCCUCCAAGGCCUCCCCACUGCCCUUCGAGCCGUGGCAGCGUACCCCCCCAGCAGAAGAGUCCGUGCUUUUCCAGAGUUCCCUGGUGGUCUGAGAGGAUACCCGCAGGCCCCCUCCUACACCUUACCAUGGAGACCAGUGCCUUGGUGGCAGGCCACUCUAGCUUCCGGAGCUGAGGGAUGGAGGGCCCCCUCCUUCUUCGCCUUCAAGCACUUUCGUUUAUUGUGUCAAAACCCUGGGUCCUCUUUCUGGUGACAGCAACCCCUGUGAAAUGUAGGGGACCUGCCUUCUUCACUUGCAGCCAGUGGUUCACAACUCACACCUGUGUCCCCACCACUUCCCUUCAUUGGUGGACACUCAUCCAGAAGACCUUGCGUCCCCUGUCCCCACCCCAGCUCUUGUCAUUGUCACGGAGGAAGCUGGUGAUAGAUUUCCUUCCCUCUCCACCUCCAGAGACAACAGAAGAGCAGACCAGAAGCCAGAGACCCCACCCCACGCCUCCCUCUUUGGAGGAGCUGACCAAAGCGGCCCUAGCCGGCCAGGACA
This is a messenger RNA of Octodon degus (degu), 1893 nucleotides long. It is a transcript of the gene Fam117a, whose product is annotated as family with sequence similarity 117 member A. The record is from RefSeq and is a predicted model, not a curated record. The transcript has 9 exons. Bases 50 to 1441 code for a protein of 463 amino acids. NCBI's taxonomy places the organism in Eukaryota, Metazoa, Chordata, Mammalia, Rodentia, Octodontidae.